Pochonia chlamydosporia 170 is the source of this 1590-nucleotide messenger RNA. Its product is annotated as AAR2 domain-containing protein. The record is from RefSeq and is a predicted model, not a curated record. Gene Ontology annotation, biological process: spliceosomal tri-snRNP complex assembly. Bases 1 to 1590 code for a protein of 529 amino acids. The transcript has a single exon. Lineage: Eukaryota; Fungi; Ascomycota; Sordariomycetes; Hypocreales; Clavicipitaceae.
AUGGACGCCAGAGGGCCGCCGCUUUCUCCUUCAAUAACGCGAGGCAUUCGAAAAUCCAACUCAACCAAAUCAGCAGGCGCACGCUCUACCAAGUCUCAUGAAUCUGUUCAUGUGCUAGGCAGUCACCCUCUUGGAACUCUACGUGUCUUGGGACCCGACUCAUCCCCUCGCAUUUCAGAGCAUCUUGACGCCAAUAGCGAUGACGAAGGUCCUCCUCCUUUGGAGCCAGAGCCCGCUUCUGAAAACGCUUAUCAGCUAAGCGGACAUCAGAGAAAUCGGUCUGCCAACAGCCAAAGCUCAUCCGCCAGACCAAAAAGCCCCUUGUUGGAUUGCCAAGAUCACGAAAUGGGUGGAGGCGACGUCGCCGUGAUUCUUGAUCUCCCUGAGAUCUUCACCGUUGCAUACGACUCUCUUUCUUUCACGGCUCAGAAUUUCGUUGGAGUGAGAGAUGUCCCCGUUGGACCUCAUUUCUUUUGGGUUGCCCACCCAAGCGGCGUGGCUGCUCGUUCGGGAGUUUGGAUUCUGACCUCAGAAUCUCAUCAUCAUGUUCAUGUUGUGCAAUGGGACAAGUACAACGAGGUUUUGACCGACGCUACUCGGUCAGAAUGUCGCAACCAUGUCGAGAGCAUGCCAACUAUUCACGCUCAACUCGUUCCCUACUCAGACCCUUCGGCGACAAAUGAAACCAGAGGUGAACUCUCUGCGUCCAAGAUCGAGACCAACCGCAGCAUCUGGCAACAACUGACAACUCACAUUAAUUCAAGGGUCUUGAACCGCAUUGCAGGACCCCAGGUUGGCGGAUGGUUUGUUCACACGCUUGAUCGCGCACACGGCGCCCUUCACUUUUCCCCCGAGCUGGAGCUGGAGCGAGCUGUGCCCAACAAGAAUCUCCAACAACGAGAGCUGCACUUUACCUUUGAAAGGACUACAAGGCUGUUCUCUCUCCUUUCACUGGGAGCCGAGCGCUCACAGCAGGCCAUCGACCCGACUACCUACCUCAUGUCUCAAAUCGAAGAUCCAAAUAGCGGUCUGAUGUAUGAUGACUUGAUAGGGGAGCUUCAGUUCUCUUUUAUUGUAGGCAUACACAUUGGGACGGAUGCUUGCCUGGAGCAAUGGUGGUUCAUGCUGCUCAAGCUUAUCAUCAAAGCUCAUCUUCUUGUACAGAGGAAACCCUUCCUUGUGGCUGCCAUGUGGCACACUGUAGCGGCACAAAUCACUUAUACCAGUGAAUGGAUGGAGACCUCGAUUCUUGACAACUCUGAAGCUAAGUGCCGAGAACUGCGCAUCGGUCUCAUUAUAUACAAACGACGUAUGGAGGAGUUCCUCCAAAGUGACGAAAACCUCAUUGAACCAAUUCACCUUGCCGUCGGCACCGCCUUCUCAAGAGUUGAGGCCGUGCUGACCGACUUGGGAUGGGAUCUGACCGACGACUACGUCCGUAGAGGUAUGGUUAUGAUGGAAGAUGGCGAGGAAAUUGAACUGGAGCUUACCGACCUGGAGGCUGAAGAUGAGCGUGGUGAAUGGGCACCAGAAAUUGUCGAAUUCGAUGAGAAUGGCCGCCAGCGUGGCUUGAUUUCGUGGUUGGACUAG